Diachasma alloeum is the source of this 2654-nucleotide messenger RNA. RefSeq names its product relaxin receptor 1 (gene Lgr3). Lineage: Eukaryota; Metazoa; Arthropoda; Insecta; Hymenoptera; Braconidae. Gene Ontology annotation, cellular component: membrane. The record is from RefSeq and is a predicted model, not a curated record. The transcript is spliced from 20 exons. Gene Ontology annotation, molecular function: G protein-coupled receptor activity; protein binding. The coding region runs from base 129 to 2342 and encodes 737 amino acids. Gene Ontology annotation, biological process: G protein-coupled receptor signaling pathway.
UUCCAUUGUUCGGGGGGGAAUAAUCGAAUGCGUGAAGAAUUAUCGUCAUUCCGGGAAAAAAUCGUUGAAGGGAAAUUUCAGUCUUCAAUUUUCACAUUUUAUUAUUCUUCAUAAUUUAAGUUUUCGAUAUGAGGGGCAAAAGAAUCGCUAUUACCGGAGUUACUCUCAUCGCUUCAGUUGUCGGUCUCGCGAUAAUUAUGUAUUACUUCAAUCAAGACAAGUGUCCCGUGGGAACGUUCCUCUGCGAGAACAGCACGAUAUGUAUGCCACAGCGUAGCUGGUGCAAUGGUCAUAACGAUUGUCCACAGGCUGAUGACGAGAGUUACACACAUUGUUUUGACGACAGUGGAAAUUGGGAAUGGUUUCUCAAGCAACGUCCGGAGACACCCCCCUUCACUUGCGAUUGUCCUACUACUCGGGGCUGUCAGUGUAAUAAAUGCAGAGUCACGUGUGAAGGUCUCUCCGCUAUACCUCAGGAUUUAUCUCCCAACGUGACAUCAGUGAAUCUGUCGCAUAACAAUUUCAACGGAGUACAUGCAGAUGCCCUCCAGAGAUACACAGAAAUUCGAUCAUUAUAUCUGAUAUCUAAUGGAAUUGAAUAUUUGAAAGAAGGGGCUUUUUCGGAACUCUCGAGCCUGUAUUGGUUGUUUCUCACCAAUAACUCAAUCAAGGAAAUUCGACCUGGACAUUUCCGAGGGUUAUCCUCCCUUGAGACCCUCGUGGCAGAUGGUAAUUCCAUCAAUAAAGCUGAUUUUUCAGACUUCGCGGGCAGUCGAUCACUCGAGCUCAUAAACUUGCGGAAUAAUUCUCUGACAGAGAAGACUCUAAAGUUUCCGGAGCUCCCGGCGUUGAGAGAAUUGCAACUGGAUUAUAACAAAAUAAGAGUAAUCAGCGGUGAGUUUCUAGCUGGGAUGCCUUCUCUACGAUCACUCACUAUGGAAGGAAAUGGAUUAAUCACCAUCGAUCCUAAUGCAUUCAGAAAUCUUCGUGGCCUCACAGAAUUGAAUCUAGCGGACAAUGAAAUAUCUCUAAUUCCGGAUCAUCUGCUGAAGCCCCUCGUGAACUUGACACAACUUAUGAUUGGAUACAACCCCAUUAAAAAUCUACAAAUAUCGAUAUUCGAUGGGCUAAUCAAUCUUCGUUCGCUGGGUCUCGAGGAAGUUGACAUGGAAAAUUCCGGGAAACAUGCUCUUUUGCCGUUCAAAAAUCUAGAGUUCGUGUAUUUCAAGAAAUUUCAUUACUGCAAUACUUACGCGCCGAAUGUUCAAAAUUGUCGUCCAGCAAGCGAUGGUGUUUCUUCAUUAUCACACCUCCUCGGAAAACCUCUCCUGAAGGUUGCGGUCUGGGGUAUAUCAUCAGUCACGUGUCUGGGCAAUGCCCUUGUCCUGUGGGGGCGUUUCACCGCUAAAGAUGAAAAUCGUGUUUUGAGUAUUGUCAUCAGGAAUCUCGCAGUUUCGGAUAUGCUCAUGGGCAUUUAUCUCUUCAUCAUUGGUCUCGUUGAUGUACAAUUUCGAGACACGUACAAUCAACAAGCAAGCGCGUGGAUGUCCUCCUGGGGCUGCACUCUCUUAGGAAUACUCGCAAUGACUUCGUCUGAAGUAUCGGUUUUGAUUCUUUCGUUCAUGUCGAUUGAGAGAUUCAUUCUGAUUGCUGCACCAUUGAAGGGACAGCAGAGGUCUUUGACACCACAAACUGCUGGGUUCUCGAUGAUCUUUAUAUGGAUGAGUGGCAUUGUUCUCGCGCUUAUACCAGCAAUUCACUGGCGUAGCAGUACCCGUUUCUAUGGUCUCAACGGCAUGUGUUUCCCCCUUCACAUUGACGAUCCCUUUCUCAUUGGAUGGGAGUACUCGGCGUUCAUAUUCCUGGGCGUCAAUCUCGUCGGAUUAGUAACGAUUGGAUACGUGUAUGCCGGCAUGUUCGCCAGCAUUUGGCGCACUCGACACAACACCCCGUUGUUCGUCGGGGAUUCUGAGUUUGCACUACGCUUUUUCUUCAUCGUUUUGACAGAUGCAGCUUGUUGGGCACCAAUCAUUGCUCUCAAAAUUCUCGCAUUCUUGAAAUAUCCGGUUCCUCCGGAUCUCCACGCAUGGGUUGUGAUUUUCGUACUCCCAGUGAACAGCGCAAUCAAUCCUCUCCUCUACACAUUCACAACUCCAAAAUUCCGAGAACGAUUGGAGGAAGGCUGGGUGGGACAGCUUCGGAAUUACGUCUUACGAAGAACAUCGGCUCAAGAUUCUCAGGGAUCGUUGGAAGGCACUCAAGAGAGAUCGAAUUCAUUCUUGUCUCUGACCACCAAGUGGACCGGCUUCGAUAAAAAAUUUCCGAAUUACAAGAAACAUUGAAUUUACAAAAUUGAAUUUGUUUUCUAUGUGUAAUAAGUCGCGCUGAAUAAGUAAUAUCUAAGAAAAUCGUGAUGUCUUUAAUUUUUUUUGUUUGAUCAUGUUGUUAUGCAAUGCCACAUCAUAUAUUCUCAGUAUUUGCAAUAUUGAUGUAUAACGAACAGGUGUAAAAUGGGUGCUUGCGGUUUUGAAUAAACAUCUUUAUAAAAUGAAGAAGAAACGUUAAAAAUGUGAAUGUUGACGCACACAAAAUUUUCAUUCACAAAUUUAUUGAGUUCGCCAGAAAAUUCUAUUGAAUUUCUAUUGAUUAUUUCC